GCCACGUUAGAUUUGACCACUGGUGUUCUGGACACACCAAUGCGAAGACUGAUCCGCAAAAUGCCAGAAGUCGCAGAAAGAGUUUUCGACAGAUGUUUGAGUUACGGAGCUGAGAAGAAUCCAGAGCGAGCUGAUUAUGAGAUAACAUUUAAUUACGAGUUUUUAGACGAUGCUUAUGCACGAUGGAUGGACAUUAAACCUGAUUCUAGUGAAUUCGGGUCCACAUCUGACAGUGUUUACGAGGAUGAUGAUAAAGUUGCUGAAAAUGCCCGGCCGUAUUCACCAGAUUCAAAUCUCCUGAAGAAAAAUCAUCCCAUUAUGAUUAUGGUGGAAUCGAACCGAGAAGAUUUAUUGGGGCAUCCCUUGGUCACAUCACUUCUCACUCAUAAAUGGAGCUCAUUCGGCAGUCUCAUCUACUACUUGCUUCUCUUCAUUUUCGCUAUUUUCUUGGCAUUUUUAACAGGUUACAUCAUCGAGACCACACCUCCUUAUCUCUUCAAUGCUACUGAUGCAGCCAGCAUUGAAAACAACACUUGUGACUCUUUGAGUAAGCCUAUAACACAAGCAGUUUUACCAAAAAUAGGUAAAUGGAUUAUUAUGGCAUUAGCUGCCUUUAAUUUGCUCAAAGAACUGUUACAGAUUUAUCAAGCAAAAUUGAGUUAUUUUGGAUGGACUAAUAUUAUGGAAUGGAUUACCUACGUUACCGCUUUGCUUCUUGUGAUUGACUUUAAUGAUUGUCAGAAAAUAACAGGAUAUCGUUACAAUUGGCAGUGGUCUGUUGGCGCCAUUUCAAUUUUCUUGGCUUGGAUGAAUCUUGUGGCGUUUAUUCAGAAAUUCCCUGCUUUUGGAAUCUACGUUGUCAUGUUUACGGAUGUCCUGAAGACCUUCGCUCAAUUCUUCACUGUAUUCUUCCUGUUCAUUGUUGCCUUCGCUUUGUCUUUUUUCACCGUUUUUCAAAAUCAGACUGCUUUUAAGACAGUAGGACAUUCUCUGAUUAAGACUGCAGUUAUGAUGAUUGGUGAAAUUGAAUUUGAUGGUAUAUUUAACUCUAGGUUUACAUCUGACGAUGUAUCGGAAGCUGUGUAUAUGAAUGAGGUAUCCUACAUUUUAUUUGUCAUCUUUCUCAUUGUCAUGACAAUCCUUAUCAUGAACUUGUUGGUGGGUUUGGCUGUAGAUGACAUCAAAGCUGUACAGGAACAAGCCAUUUUGAAGAGGAUGGCUAUGCAAGUCGAUAUGGCGUUAGAUGUGGAGAGAAUCUUACCGAACGUCUUGCGUAAAAGAUUUUACAUACGUCGUAAGACUAUUCUACCAAAUAAA
Messenger RNA from Lottia gigantea (owl limpet), 1317 nucleotides. RefSeq lists its product as hypothetical. The annotation marks the transcript as partial. Lineage: Eukaryota; Metazoa; Mollusca; Gastropoda; Lottiidae. The record is from RefSeq and is a predicted model, not a curated record. Gene Ontology annotation, biological process: transmembrane transport; monoatomic ion transport. Gene Ontology annotation, cellular component: membrane. Gene Ontology annotation, molecular function: monoatomic ion channel activity. The transcript has a single exon.